GGUGCCGACACCGCCGAGUGGCCCACUGAGCCCAACCUCUGAAACGGACAGAAGAGCAGUAUUACCCGGACGGUCGCGGUAGCCUUCUGGCGCGGAUAUUUUUCUUUUUUCUGGAUCCUAAACAUCACAAAUAAAUCGCGGGAUGCCUUCAAAUAAAAACGUCCAAGGAGGGAAAGCCUUUGGACUGUUAAAGGAGCAGCAGCGGCAGAAAUUGGAAGAAAUAAACAAGGAAUACUUGGAAGACCAGAAAUACAGGGAUGAAGAAGACCUGGCUGAAAAAUUGGAAGGUUUCAAAAAUAAAUAUGCUGAGUUUGACCUGACUGACGAAGGAGAGAUUGAUCUGAUGGGUCUGAAGAGGAUGAUGGAGAAGCUAGGGGUACCCAAGACCCACUUGGAGUUGAAAAAAAUGAUCGUGGAGGUGACUGGCGGCAGCAGCAGCAACACUAUUGACUACAGGGACUUUGUCAAGAUGAUGUUGGGCAAGCGCUCAGCUGUGCUCAAACUAGUGUUAAUCUUUGAGGACAAAGCCAACGGGUCUCCCUGCAAGCCAGAUGGACCCCCUCCAAAGCGGGACAUUGCUAGCCUGCCUUAAGUCAAAAUGUCAGCCUCCAGACUGCUAGUGGAGUAGAGGGACCAUCGGCGGCUGCUUGGAAUUGAGCUGUUCUCUUAACAUGUGGAGUGAUGUAUUAGUGUGGGACCAGUGAUCGAGGAUAUUAUUUUGUGAUUUACAGUGCGUGCAAGGUAUCUGUUAUUUGGAAGACUGAGCCCACGACUGGCUAAAUGAUGUUUGACUGUGAAUAUUAUUAUUCAUCUUUUUUCCUUAAUUAAAAUGUAGCAUUGAUAGUUGUACAUGUAAUCUGCUUGAUAAAUUAAAUUCUGUAGUAAGUGUUUCAUGGUUAUACUUUAAGGGAAGAUGCGUUCAUUUUAACGGCGUGAAAGUAGGACGCUUUAGGAGAAGCACAAGGAAAAGAAGCAGUUUUUCCAACACAUUUUUGCACUGUCCUCAGUGGUCUCGGCAUGGAUUCUUGCCAGGCUAAUCUUGGUCAGCGUCUCACUUUUAGAUCAGGUGCCAGAGAUUACAGGCCCAGCCCAUUUCCUCUGGGUCAAAGGCAUCAGCCCUCAGAGCUCGAAUACUGAUCUGGAAUCAGUAACUAGGCUAUCAUGACCACCUCAUGAUCUGAAAAACAUUUUUUUCUGCAUUUUGGAUAUUCAUUCACAUCAGCUGAGAGAAGAAUAAGUGAUCAUGUUGACCGUGGGACUUUCAGUAUCAUUCAUUGUGUGGCUUGAUGACCAUAAGCAAAUUUGACUCAGUUUUAGAUCUGUAAGGUUAAGCAUAUGUUCAUUUUGGAAGGAGUGUGAUUUACAGGCACACAAAAACUCUACAAGCAUAACAAAUGUACAUAAUAUACUACAUACAGUACAAUCAUAUUCUUUCCAAGUGCCUCAACAUGCAGAUACUGUAGAGCUCAAACACACAGAUUGAAAAAAAAAAAGGAGGGAGUGCACACAGGUGUUCAGUUCAAGCAGUCCUUUUAGCUUACUAAUUCCAGAAAUCCACAAAAUCAUGUUCUUUGGCAUUUGGUAAGGUAGUUUUAAUGAUGUUUGUUGAAUUUUAUUGAUAUGGUGUGUAUUAUUGCUUUCCACAACAUUCUGAGUGAGUGAGGUUCACAAGUGGUGGGUUUUUUAAAAAAUGUAGUUUCUAUGUAUUUUCCCUUUUCUUACCAUUAUUUUUUAUGUCACAGCACACAGAGUUUAACAUGUUUAUUGGGUGAUUUGACUGUUGAGGUUACCGUGUAUUUGUCAUGUUAUUAAUUUCUUUUCUUGUCUUGGAUUCAUUUUUCUCCCCCCACAUUUUUUUUUCAUCAGCCAGCAAUGUGUGUCUGUUAAACUGUCCUGUGAAUUCUGUUAUUUGUGCCUCAGAGUUUGUCUCCAGUUGAAAUGUUCCUGUAACUCACACUAUUUACUGUGAAAUUCGUACUUGUCGUAUUUUUAACUCACUUAACACAUUUUAAACUAUUCUGUUCUUCUGUUUCCAGUCUGAUAUUUUAGUGUUGUUUAACUAUCAGUAAGAUGCACAUUUUUUGCAGACACCAAAGGAAUUAAAAUUCUUCUUACACUGGCCUGUUAAGUUUUGAAAUGUUCAUUGUGGUGAUAGAGACCUCUUUUAAACUCUUGACACAUUUUGAGUUUGGAUGAAAAAUGACAAACAAGCACACAAAUAGAUUUAACUAUUUGAGUUUCAUUGAAAUAAUGUUUUCAUUCCAUUUUGUUUUCCUCAUUAACUUUUCAUGUUGCAUAAUGUACGUGCGGCUGUAUGCAUUACAUACUGUUGAGCAAUAAAAAUGUUUUCAUGAAAAAGUAAAUAGCUACUAGUGCAAACAAUCCCUUAAA
Messenger RNA from Thunnus maccoyii (southern bluefin tuna), 2391 nucleotides. RefSeq names its product allograft inflammatory factor 1-like (gene aif1l). Gene Ontology annotation, cellular component: actin filament; ruffle membrane. Gene Ontology annotation, biological process: actin filament bundle assembly; ruffle assembly. The record is from RefSeq and is a predicted model, not a curated record. Gene Ontology annotation, molecular function: calcium ion binding; actin filament binding. NCBI's taxonomy places the organism in Eukaryota, Metazoa, Chordata, Actinopteri, Scombriformes, Scombridae. The transcript has 6 exons. The coding region runs from base 143 to 592 and encodes 149 amino acids.